Adineta ricciae is the source of this 636-nucleotide messenger RNA. The record is from the annotation of a GenBank genome assembly. Lineage: Eukaryota; Metazoa; Rotifera; Eurotatoria; Adinetida; Adinetidae.
AUGAUAAAAAUAUCGACCAUUGUUUUGAGCAUAUGUUUGAUGAAUAUUUGUUCAGGCAGUUUAUUACUAAUUGACCGGAAAAAUCCAUGUCGUGCAUACGGAAAUGGUUCUGUUUAUGAUAUCACUAAUUUGGUUCCACAGUGGCCAGUCACUCUAAAAGGUCCUGGCUAUGGUGGUGAAUAUUAUUACUGGUGGAGUUGUGCAGGUAAUACACGUUAUUGUGAAGAUGCGGAUACUGCAGUGUGCCAACAACGAACCGAUGGUCCUUCAAUACAAUACAAUGCGGGAAAUAUCUCUCCACAGUUAUGGUUCGGUGUAUUCAAUGGCGCUGCAACUCAGGUUAAUCUAUCGUGGGAUAUAAUCUAUCCUAAUCGUCAAUCGGAUCCAUCACUGAUCGAUGGUAGUGGCAUUCGUGUUACUGUCGUACAUUUCAUUGUCGAUCCGAACGUAGAAAAGCUUUCAUUAACAAUGAAUGGCGAAAAUAAAUAUACUGAAUAUUCAAUAACUGUUCGUGGCAAAUGCAUCGGACAACCAGCGAUCAAUCGAACAAGCUUUGUUCAAGGAUACGGCGAUCCACAAACUGGACAAGUCGUGCCCGGUCCAUUUAUGAAUGAGAUACAAUCAUAUUUUUCGUGA